AUGCCGCUCAUCGACCGUGUCUACAGCCUGGGUCUCUUGAUCGACACCGAGCCUCCGACGCCCAAGACCCCAAAGAUCAUGCCCAAUGUUCGGCCAAAGCCAGCCGAAAAGGCGCCUGGCGAUGCCAGUCCGUCUGCCGUAGAGGGCAGCAGCACGUCGACCGAGGAGGCGGAUCUCACCAGCGAUUGCGAGACGCUAUCCUCAGUCGACAGCGAUAGUGCGUGCGACAGCAUCCACGACAGCGAGGACGACGACAGCGACUGGGCCGUGAAGACGCCGAAGCGCAUCGACCACGUGGCCGAACAGGGCCGGGCAGAGAAGUGUCGACGACAGUCUCGCUCGUCCGGACGAUUCCACGAGCUCAAACAGGCGGCUGUCGACGAAGACGCAUCUGCCGGGUUCCGACUUUGUGGAUUCAGCAACGGCAAGCGGGUUUACCGUCUUGAGUCGCCAUACACGAAGAAGCUGCGCGACUCGACGGUCCGGACGGCCGUCGGGCUCUGCUACAUGAAUCUUGCGGCCGUCUGUCCGCCAGCCGUGGUGGAGGUGCCGAGCAGCGAGGAUGACAAGGUCAAGCACGUCAACGGCGCCUUUGCGAUCCGGCCGUCCGCGCUGGGCGGUCUGGGGGCGUUUGCGCUGCGCGACCUCGCACGCGGCGAGCACAUCCUGGUGGAACGGCCUCUGCUGCGGACCGACUGCUUUCACCUGUGCGCCGAGCUGGAGCGGCUGUCUGCGCCACAGCGGGCGGCGUUCUACGCGCUGGCCGGCCACCAUCCGGACACGCGAGCAUCGGCAGCCGAGCGCAUCUGGACGGCCAACACGUUUAUGGCUGGCACGCUCGAGGGCGUCUUUCUGCUGGCGUCGCGCUUCAAUCACGCCUGUCCGCCGCUGAACAAUGUGCUCUACCGGUACGACCGGCGGCGGGACGUGCUGGUCAUGACGGUGGCACGCCGCAUCGAGAGCGGCACAGAGCUGCUGAUCUCGUACGGUAAGACGCCGGCGAUGCUGUUCCAGCGCUUCGGCUUCCGCUGCACGUGUGGUGCCUGUUCCGGAUUCAGCGAGGAGAUGGCCGCCCGGUACUGGGACAUGAGAUGGGCUCGCCCGCAUCAGCGCUCCUUCUCGCAUACGCAUCGACGCAUUGGAUCCGCCCCUUCGGAACGGCACGUCCAGAUCGCCAAGACAUUUGUUGCACACGCAAGACACGUCAUGGUCUGUCCGAUACGCACGCUGCAGGCCGGGCUGGCGCUCGUGGCAGCGGCAGCGGCGGGUGCCAACCUGUCGCUCUCGGCCUUUCUGGUGCCGCGGCUGCUGGAGUCGCCGCCGGCCGCGAUGCUGCGCCAGUGGCGCCGCAUGUACGAGUCCGGCCGGCUGGCCUCUGUGACCACCAGCGCGCUCUUCUCGGCCGCUCAGGUGGCCGUGUACCUGGUGCGCUGGCACGCCGCAGCAGCCGGCACCUCCUCUGGCAGCGGCCGGCCGUCGCGGCUGCCGCUGCUGGCUGCUGGCCUCGCCACCGCCGUCAUGCCCUACACGUUGACGGCUAUGCAGCGGACCAAUCGGGCGCUGCUGGCGCGCUCAGCCAAGGCCGAGGCUCAGACCCAGACCACGGACGAGACCGUCUACACGGCCCAGGAGAUCGCAUCGUCUCGCUACCUCGUCGACCACUGGGGCGUCCUCAACCUCGUCCGGUCUGCCCUCUGGUCGGCUGCGGCCACAGUCGGCAUCGCGGCCGUGCUGUAG
Grosmannia clavigera kw1407 is the source of this 1737-nucleotide messenger RNA. RefSeq names its product duf1772 domain containing protein. The record is from RefSeq and is a predicted model, not a curated record. The transcript has 4 exons. NCBI's taxonomy places the organism in Eukaryota, Fungi, Ascomycota, Sordariomycetes, Ophiostomatales, Ophiostomataceae. Gene Ontology annotation, molecular function: protein binding. The coding region runs from base 1 to 1737 and encodes 578 amino acids.